Molecule: messenger RNA, 1299 nt
Organism: Cetraspora pellucida
Lineage: Eukaryota; Fungi; Glomeromycota; Glomeromycetes; Diversisporales; Gigasporaceae
Source: the annotation of a GenBank genome assembly
AUGGAUUCCAAUCCCCAUCCGCGACAGAUCGACCCACAAGUUCUUGCUAUGCUGACCGUCAAGCGCGACGAUCUCGCACGCGCUUACGAAUCAGUCGCAACAGCCUUGCGAUCAGCUGCAACUGCAGUCGAUGAGUUCCAAUCACUUCUUCCUCGCGAUGUUAGCAUACUCCCUCCAACACUCACUCCCGUCAGUCCCACAACAACCGCAUUGGCCCCCCGCUCUCAUCGCAAAGGACGCAAAUCAUAUAAUAAAGAUCCAAACGCUCCAAAGAAACCAAACACCGCUUACAUCCUUUUCAGCAACGAAAUCAGAGCGGAGAUGAAAGCCAACAAUCCGGAAGCCAAUCAGAAAGAAUUGGUAAAGUUAAUUGGGAGCAGAUGGAAAGCUUUGUCGACUGAGCAGAAAAAGGUCUACGAAGACCGUUAUUUCGCCGAUAAAGAACGCUAUGACGAGGAACUUCGUGCAUAUCGCGGCGCUCACGGUUCACCGUCGUCAUCGUCAUCAGCUGAAGAGAACGAAAUUCCUCCGAUGGUCACAACUCCUGUAACCGCUCAGAUGCCUACUGCUGGCAAUCAACCAUUCGUUCAGACAAUCCGUCUCCCGAUCACAACACCGCAGGCCCCAUACCACGGGGAACCACCUGCACAAGCGAGCAUGAUGAGCACUUUUUCGGCAAACGUUCCCGUCAACUUACAAGCGGACAGUCGAAUCGGCGCUGCAGAGGCAGCAGCAAUGAAUAUGAUCGAAGUAUCGAACGUGUCCACGCAGACUGGUGUUGGUAAUUCCGGCGGGAACGUACAGGGUAACGGGAACGGAGGAAAUCAGGGUAGAAAACGAUCGUCGGCUACAUUAACUCCUCCACCUACCGAAGGCAGCACCGACAUUUCCCCAAAAACCUCUCAUCCUCCCCAUCCCCCAUUACAACAACCGCCUCAACAAUCACAACCAACCCAACCCGCUCCCGCCGUGUUUCAUAACAACGAUCAAGAGGAUUCGUCCACCGAACAGGGCCCGCCGAAAAAGAAACGCGUUACAAAGAGCGUAAAAAAAACCGCUGUACCGGGCGGAAAAAAAACCGCGGAGACGUCUUCCGAAUCGUUAAAUUCUAGUGCAGUAAAAGAAGAGGAGGGAACCAAUGCCGGGAAAAGGGGUCGGCCGAAAAGGAGCGCGAUCUCAGGAAAUGCUAACGGGAGUGAUGGUAAUAAGGACAAAGACAAGCAAGAACAAGCCGGAGCAACAGGAGGUCCUGGUGGUAGGCGCCCAAAUGUGAGAACUGCGAGAAAUCGAUCGAGUUAG